Molecule: messenger RNA, 1408 nt
Organism: Gordionus sp. m RMFG-2023
Lineage: Eukaryota; Metazoa; Nematomorpha; Gordioida; Chordodea; Parachordodidae
Exons: 3
Coding region: 207-1268 (353 amino acids)
Biological process (GO): N-acylphosphatidylethanolamine metabolic process
Cellular component (GO): cytoplasm
Molecular function (GO): A2-type glycerophospholipase activity; glycerophospholipid phospholipase A1 activity
Source: RefSeq, a predicted model, not a curated record
UCUAUCCAACUAAGGAUAGUGAGGAUCAACUGGACCAGAUUAGAACCAGACUUAUAAAUUUGAUCUGAAGGCAGCUAACCAUUAGAUUGUUAUAGCAUUUUGAACCAAUCCUGAUUGACCAAAUGGUUGGCAUAACAUAUUAGAAUUCUUGUUUAAAAUAAUAUACCAGUUUAAAAGAAUUCUAGAUCUUUAUACAAAUACCUUGGAUGACAAAUACCAAUAAACCCAGUAAGGCAACCACCUCGUCUCACUAUAAUUGUGAAUCCGGUACUCAUCAAGUCCAAUCCGUUUAUAAUAGUAAAAAUCAGAUAAAUCAAAACGAUGAUACCGAUGAACUUCUCGAUGAUACCGAUGAACCUAUCGAUGAUAAUCAUCUGGUUGAAAUGAUAGGUACAGAUUUUGAAUACACUUCCUUAGAUAUCAAUCUACCCGGUAAUAAUGUCGACACGGCCUUGCCAAACAUGAAUCAAUUUCUCACAUGGGACAAGGUUCUUACCACGGCUAAACCAGGGGACUUGCUCGAAUUUCACAGGGGUUGGUACCGGCACUGGGCUCUCUUUGAAGGCGGCUCAAUUGUCAUUCAUGUUAGGGCUCACAAUGGCCAAGAUUUUGAAAAGGACGUUCCUCGUUCUUCCCUUCAAAAUAAUGAUGGACAAUCUUCGAAUGCCACUCACAUUUCCAAUGAUCAACCCAAAAUAUCUUCUGCUUCCUGGUUUCAAGUUCCUCCUAUUAGGUCAGUCCUUGACUCCAUGCCUUCUCUUACCAAUUUUUUGGCUGGUUCCUUGUCACAUUCUUUUAGUGAUGCACCGAGUGGCGCUAAUUCUAACAACACCAACAAUGAUUUCGGGCGCCGAGGCCCGCCUACCCUGAGAGAAGCUUUUACAGGAACGACGGCCUUGUUGGCCCGUGAUUCGUUUGCCCUCGUCGCCGGUUCUUCCUUAGUUCGAAUUAAUAAUAAAGAGCUCGAAGCCAGGGCCAAAGGUCUUUACCCUCCCAAUUCCCCGCCGAAAACAAUCAGGAACGCCUUGAAUUUGCUCCACCAGGAAGUACCUUAUCACAUUUUAACUAGUAAUUGUGAACAUUACGUGACUUUAUGGAAAUAUGGAGUUGCCUGGUCGACUCAACCUACAGAUACGAGCCUCAAAUUGUGUGCAGCAGCUGCAAGUUUAUACAAUUCCUAUGGAACCGAAGGAGCCCCCACCCUGUUUCCAGCCAUUAGAAAAGCGUAUAAAGACUUUAAAGAAACACAAAAUGAAGAUUUUCGCUAAUUUCAUUCUUAAUGAUUUAAAAUCGGUUGACUAAUUUAUUUAAUGUUUAUAAAUCUUCCUAUGAUAAUUUUAUCAUUAUAGUUAAUAUAUCGUUAAUAUAUAACUCGAAUCAAAUAAUUGGAAUAAAAAUAUGAAUUUUA